CCCGCGACACGGCCGCGUUUGGCACUCGGUCUCAGAUAUUACCCGCUUUGUACAAAUGGCAAUGACCAAUCGUUAACCCAAUCAACCCCCCACAUGGCUCAUCCAAAUCAUCAAUCCCCAAACAUUUCCUUCACUUCCUACGCUCACGAACCCGACGACGACCCCUCGCGCAACCUCCUCCAGCCGCUGGCGACCGUCGCGUCUUCGCAGCACGGCGGCUGCGGGAGGGCCGGAAAGCAUCCGACUUUUCGGGGAAUUCGGAGCAGGAGCGGCAAAUGGGUGUCCGAAAUACGGGAGCCGCGCAAGAGCAAGCGUAUAUGGCUCGGUACAUUUCCGACGCCUGAGAUGGCAGCCGCUGCUUAUGAUGCGGCGGCGCUGGCGCUGAAAGGCCCCGACGCUGCCCUCAACUUCCCGGAGAAAGUCCUGACGUACACCCUUCCGGCUUCAACCUCCGCCAGCGACGUACGAGCCGCCGCCUCCGCCGCAGCCGCAGGUAGAGCGCCGAGCACUGGUAAUGAAGAAAGCGCCUUAGAAAUCCAACCGGAAAAUAGUGUUAUUACGGCUGGGGAAGAGUUCAUCGACGAGGAAGAGCUUUUCGACAUGCCGAAUUUGCUGGGGGACAUGGCGAAGGGAAUGCUGAUGAGCCCACCGAGGAUGAAGCCGCCGCCGGGGGAGGACUCGCCGGAGAAUUCGGACGAAGGGAGUCUGUGGAGCUACCGGUGACCAUAUUCAACGUGGUUUUCGUGGAUCAGAUUAUAGCUAUACGUACAUUAUAUGGGUGGGUACUGAUUUUUCUCUUUUUCUUUACCAUUUUUCCUGCUGCUUUCUGCAGCGUAUAUGGGAAAAUGGAAUCUGAUCUAAGAGUUGCUUAGAUUAUAAUGGGCAGUUUCUGAGUGGUGUAAGAGUUGAGAGAGUAUAUAUAUAUAUAUAUAUCUAUGUAUGUAUAAGUAUAUUUAUGGCGAUGGACGAACGGUACCAUGAUGUCGACGUUACCAUUGCCGGCCUAUGUAUUCUGCAUGGGUUAUUCUGAAAUAUCAGUACUUAUUUUGUAAUUUUAAUUAUAUAUAUAUAUAUAUAUUUGAGACUUCU
This is a messenger RNA of Diospyros lotus (date-plum), 1089 nucleotides long. RefSeq names its product ethylene-responsive transcription factor ERF025-like. The transcript has a single exon. Gene Ontology annotation, molecular function: DNA-binding transcription factor activity; DNA binding. Gene Ontology annotation, biological process: regulation of DNA-templated transcription. Lineage: Eukaryota; Viridiplantae; Streptophyta; Magnoliopsida; Ericales; Ebenaceae. The coding region runs from base 94 to 723 and encodes 209 amino acids. The record is from RefSeq and is a predicted model, not a curated record.